AUGUCUAUCGAGAACUUGAAGUCGUUCGACCCAUUUGCUGACACAGGGGAUGACGAAACCACCACUGCCAACUACAUCCAUAUCCGUAUCCAGCAGAGAAACGGGAGAAAGACUUUGACCACCGUGCAAGGUGUUCCUGAGGAGUACGACUUGAAGCGGAUUUUGAAAGUGUUGAAGAAGGACUUCGCUUGUAACGGGAAUAUCGUCAAGGAUAAAGAGAUGGGGGAGAUUAUCCAGUUGCAGGGGGACCAGAGAGCUAAAGUGUGCGAGUUUAUGAUCGCUCAGCUAGGCCUUCAGAAGAAGAACAUCAAGAUCCAUGGGUUCUGA
Molecule: messenger RNA, 327 nt
Organism: Huiozyma naganishii CBS 8797
Lineage: Eukaryota; Fungi; Ascomycota; Saccharomycetes; Saccharomycetales; Saccharomycetaceae
Gene: SUI1
Product: translation initiation factor eIF1
Exons: 1
Coding region: 1-327 (108 amino acids)
Biological process (GO): translational initiation
Cellular component (GO): eukaryotic 43S preinitiation complex
Molecular function (GO): RNA binding; translation initiation factor activity; ribosomal small subunit binding
Source: RefSeq, a predicted model, not a curated record